AUGCUGAGUCUCAAUAAAUUAAUUUACUUGAAUCCAUAACCUUCUUACAAUUACAAGACUUUUGAUGGUCAUUAAAAACUUAAACUAUUAUUUAUCAGAACAAAGCAAAAUAAACAUUAAAUUCCUUGUUUAUUCAUCAAAGCCAACUCAGAUGAAUAUCUCUUGUAUUUUCAUAGUAAUGCCGAGGAUAUAGGCACAUGUUAUGAGUUUACAUCUGGUUUGAGUUAAGGACUUAAUGUAAAUGUCAUUUGUAUGGAAUAUCCAGGAUAUGGGAUUUACACAUAAGCUGAACCUUCUUAGCAAUAAAUUGAGAAGGAUGCAGAAGAUGUCUUUAUUUAUAUUAAUUUGGAAUUAAGAGUUCCUGAUUCUAAACUGACUAUUUUUGGAAGGUCCAUUGGAACUGGCCCAGCUUGCUUCUUAGCAUCAAUCUAUUAACCAAAAGCAUUAAUUUUAUUGAGUCCAUUCACUUCUAUAAAAGCUGUUGCUAAAAAACAUUAUGUAGAAAUUCAUCAUCCUUUAUAGGAUUAAUUUAAUAAUGUACAAAGGGCCAAUAAGAUUUCAUGUCCUUGCAUCAUCAUUCAUGGUAAACUAGAUAAAUUUAUUCCAAUUUAAAUGGCAGAGGACCUUUACAAAAACUUGGCUUCUAAAAGAAAAACAUUUUUUUACCCUGAGGACAAGGAUCAUAAUAAUUUCAAUUUUUAAUAUGAUUUAAAAGUGAUUUUUUAGAACUUCAUUAAAGAAAUUGAAUAGUUAAAUCAUAUGAUUUUGCCUAAUUGA
Paramecium tetraurelia is the source of this 777-nucleotide messenger RNA. RefSeq lists its product as uncharacterized. The record is from RefSeq and is a predicted model, not a curated record. The transcript is spliced from 3 exons. NCBI's taxonomy places the organism in Eukaryota, Ciliophora, Oligohymenophorea, Peniculida, Parameciidae. Gene Ontology annotation, molecular function: palmitoyl-(protein) hydrolase activity. Gene Ontology annotation, cellular component: membrane.